AUGAUGGGUGCUAACAUAAUCCCUCUGCCAGCGCAGUUAUCCUCGCGGUCGGCCUCUAGCAACCCCACCCCGCACUCCGAGUUCACAGGACCUCCGUCAUUAGGAGUAUCAAUUUCCAAUCUCAUCACACGGUCGGCUACCGUGUGUAUCGAAAAACAGGUCCCUAGGAGUCAUCGGGACUCAAUCUUCAGAAAGCUGGCGGGUCCACGUGAAAACGCAAAGCGAUUCCUUCGCUUGCGGUCGUCUGGAAUUCAGGCACCUUUGUCACGCCCUCGUGUACGACCAGUUUCGGAAAUUAUAUUGUCGCCGACAUCGGUUGAUUUAGAGGACGAGAUGCGAUCGGAUUCGUCAUCUACCGAGGUGCUGCCUCGGCCAGUACCUGAACACACUGUCACUACGGAAACUACUACCCCAUUUACUCCCUUGCGAAAUGAGAAAAUCGUAGCCACUGGGAGUGGCAUAUCUGUCGGUAUUGCCCUCACCGAACCCGUUCUUUACUUGCAGGGCUAUGAUCAGCAAGACCCGAGCAGCAAAAAGUCCGCAAUUCUGCGGGGACAGAUGCAUUUGAAGAUUACUAAAUGUGUCAAGAUCAAGAAGAUCUCGGUCUGUUUCCGCGGUCAUGCCCAAACCGAUUGGCCAGAUGGUAUUCCCCCUAAGAAGAUCCACUUCCAUGACAAAAAGGAUCUCUUCACGCAUGGUGUGGUCUAUUUUAACCACGGUGACACUGCGCUCAUGCAGAAUGACUAUGGCGCGCAUUACUAUCAGCAUGCCAAACCGAUAUCAUCUGUACCGGGAAAGGAAGGAGUGACGAUGACCACUCGAGAACUAUUUUCCAACCGUAAUUCUGCCGCCACACUCGCCCUACCAAUCUCUCGAGAUGCCAAACGUCUUUCCCUGCAAGCCAACCGUGGUCAUUCGCGCAGCUUCAGCAAGAACGAGCCCCCGACCUCCCAACCCCAACCUCAGCGAAAUUACCGCAUGUUCCCUGUAGGCGAUUAUCUAUACAGCUUCGAGUUCCCAAUCGAUGGAUCAUUACCAGAGACUAUUAAAACGGAUCUGGGGUCUGUGAAGUAUGACCUGGAAGCAAUGGUGGAACGAUCAGGCGCCUUCCGACCCAAUCUCCUCGGCGCCAUGGAAGUCCCCGUGAUUCGCACCCCUGCCGAGGGUUCACUGGAGCAAGUCGAGCCGAUUGCGAUUUCGCGGAACUGGGAAGACCAGCUUCACUAUGACAUCGUCAUCUCGGGGAAGUCCUUCCCCCUAGGCUCGCAGAUCCCGAUUGCGUUCAAGUUGACUCCACUCGCAAAAGUAGAGUGCCACCGAAUCAAGGUCUAUGUGACGGAGAAUAUCCAGCAUUGGACGGCAGACAAGAGCGUGCAUCGGUUGCAACCAGCUAAGAAGGUGUUACUUUUCGAAAAACGAGCAGACUCGUCCAGUGUGAGCACGUAUCCCGGCAGCUCUAUGCGUGUCACCGCAGGCGGCGGCAUCGACUGGGACCAGCGCGCUGCUGCCGCAAGAGGGCAGGAGAUUGUGGAUCGGAAUCGAACGAAUCUGCUAGGUAAUCUGGCUAAUGAUUCUGGUGUCGGCCCAACUGAGAUGGAAUUCAACGUGCAACUGCCAAGUUGCCAUGAAAUGAAGGGCCGGGACGAGGGUCAGCGGUUGCAUUUCGAUACCACAUACGAGAACAUUCAGAUCAACCACUGGAUCAAAAUUGUCCUCCGUCUAUCUAAGGUCGACGAAAGAGACCCCACAAAACGGAGACACUUCGAAAUAUCCAUAGACUCGCCAUUCCACAUUCUCUCCUGCAAGGCCACCCAGGCCAACAUUUACCUACCAGCCUACACAACCCCAGCCGAAGAACCCGCCCCGCCGGCCCAAGAGUUUGAAUGCGGAUGCCCAGGUGCAUCCCUCGCACCUCGAGAGCAAGUCAUCGCCCCGGCGAUAUCCGAUCGUGAAGACAGCAAUCCUGGACUAGCAACCGUCACCCGCCGCGGCUCAACAGGCCACAACUUCUCCCGCAGCUUCACCAAUGACUCUGGCGGCCUCGCCCGUCCACCACAAGCACACCUUGCAGCACCACCACACGACCGCAACAUCCUCAUUCCACCUCGCCCAAUGCACCUUCUCCGCGCACCGUCCUACGCGCCCCCCGCUUUUGAUGAGGUUCCUCCCGCGCCGCCGCUUGUCACCCCACCUCCGGAAUAUAAUAGCAUCGUCGGGGACGACCGAGAGGCCGUUCUCGAGGACUAUUUCUCCCGUUUAUCGUUCUACGAAGAAAACGAGGACGACGACCGCGGUCGCGGCCGCGUUGAUGUACCCCUCACGCCGGGUGGACGCGUCAACCGCAGCAUGGACGUGCCCCGCGAAUGGGUGCGACUCGAAGACUAUUUCCAGUAA
Molecule: messenger RNA, 2394 nt
Organism: Penicillium concentricum
Lineage: Eukaryota; Fungi; Ascomycota; Eurotiomycetes; Eurotiales; Aspergillaceae
Product: arrestin C-terminal domain-containing protein
Exons: 3
Coding region: 1-2394 (797 amino acids)
Biological process (GO): ubiquitin-dependent endocytosis
Cellular component (GO): cytoplasm; cytosol
Molecular function (GO): ubiquitin protein ligase binding; protein-macromolecule adaptor activity
Source: RefSeq, a predicted model, not a curated record